Tarenaya hassleriana is the source of this 1829-nucleotide messenger RNA. RefSeq names its product 6-phosphogluconate dehydrogenase, decarboxylating 3-like. Gene Ontology annotation, molecular function: NADP binding; phosphogluconate dehydrogenase (decarboxylating) activity. Lineage: Eukaryota; Viridiplantae; Streptophyta; Magnoliopsida; Brassicales; Cleomaceae. Gene Ontology annotation, biological process: pentose-phosphate shunt; pentose-phosphate shunt, oxidative branch. The coding region runs from base 281 to 1732 and encodes 483 amino acids. Gene Ontology annotation, cellular component: cytosol. The record is from RefSeq and is a predicted model, not a curated record. The transcript has 2 exons.
CCGAUGAAUGUGGAUUCGAUUAUGUCCAUGGAAAUUGUAGGGCAUGUUCGAUGUAUCAUUGUAUCGUAGUCUCGUAGGAGCUUUGUCGGGCAUUUCCAUGUGCAAGUUUUGAAGGUUCAUUCAUUGGCUUCGGUUAGGGGUCCGAUGAUCUCGGUCGGGAAUCUGAUGUGGGUUUAGAUUAUUUUCGCCAAAUCAAGUUAAAGUUUAGUCGUCGCUGUCUUCACAAGGUCUGGUUAGGGUUCUAAAAGUGAGGUUCUUCAGAUAGAAGAAGAAGACGGCGAUGGCUACGAGAAUCGGUCUGGCUGGACUCGCAGUGAUGGGCCAAAACCUGGCUCUCAACAUCGCCGAGAAAGGCUUCCCCAUCUCUGUCUACAACCGAACAACCUCCAAAGUCGAUGAAACUGUCCAACGGGCCAAGAAGGAAGGGAACCUUCCCGUUUACGGAUUCCAUGAUCCCGAGUCUUUUGUCAACUCGAUUCAGAAGCCCCGUGUUAUAAUCAUGCUUGUCAAGGCAGGUGCACCGGUCGACCAGACCAUUAAAACGCUGUCUGCAUACAUGGAAGAGGGUGAUUGCAUCAUAGACGGUGGUAAUGAAUGGUACGAGAACACCGAAAGGAGAGAGAAGGCGGUGGCCGAGCGGGGUUUGCUUUACCUGGGGAUGGGAGUUUCGGGUGGUGAAGAAGGUGCCCGAAACGGACCCUCUCUGAUGCCCGGAGGUUCAUACAAGGCUUACGAGUACAUCAAAGACAUCCUUCUGAAGGUGGCAGCUCAGGUUCCAGGCAGUGGUCCAUGCGUUACUUACAUCGGAAAAGGAGGGUCCGGGAACUUUGUCAAGAUGGUUCACAACGGGAUCGAGUACGGUGACAUGCAGCUGAUUGCAGAGGCUUACGAUGUCCUGAAAUCCGUCGGCAAGUUAUCGAACCGCGAGCUCCACGCCGUUUUCUCCGAAUGGAACAAAGGCGAGCUUCUUAGCUUCUUGAUCGAAAUCACGGCCGAUAUUUUCAAGAUCGAGGAUGAUAAAGGAGACGGGUAUCUGGUCGACAAGGUCCUGGACAAAACCGGGAUGAAGGGCACAGGGAAAUGGACAGUGCAGCAAGCCGCCGAGCUAUCUGUCCCGGCUCCCACCAUCGAAGCAUCUCUGGACGCAAGAUUCAUCAGCGGGCUAAAAGAGGAACGGGUCCAAGCCGCCAAAGUCUUCAAAGAAAGCGGGUUAUGUGGCGAUAUCUUGACCGACCAAGAAAUAGACAAGAAACAACUGAUCGAGGAUGUGAGGCGAGCUCUUUACGCAUCGAAGAUCUGCAGCUACGCUCAAGGCAUGAACCUAGUCCGAGCCAAGAGCAUGGAGAAAGGCUGGGGCUUGAAGCUGGGAGAGCUGGCAAGAAUCUGGAAAGGAGGAUGCAUCAUCAGAGCCAUCUUCCUGGACAGGAUCAAGCAGGCUUACGACCGGAACCCCGAUCUGCCGAACCUUCUGGUCGAUCCAGAGUUUGCGAAGGAGAUGGUGGAGAGACAAUCGGCCUGGAGGAGGGUUGUGUCGUUGGCCGUGGACUCGGGGAUAAGCAUGCCGGGAAUGACGGCGAGUCUGGCGUACUUCGACUCGUACAGGAGGGAGAGAUUGCCGGCGAAUCUGGUUCAGGCUCAAAGAGAUUACUUUGGAGCUCACACUUAUGAGAGGGCUGACUUUGAUGGCUCUUUCCACACCGAGUGGUUCAAGAUUGCCAAAUCUAAGUUGUAACUUCUCUUUUAACUUCGGAACCAAACAGAGACUCUGGUUCCAAAGUGUAAUAACAAUUAACAUUCAGUUCAAGGUUUCGGUUUUCGGUUAGGUGAUA